AUGGAGAAAAAGAACAAUGUAUCAGAGUUUGUUCUUCUGGGACUCACAGAAAACCCAAAGAUGCAGAAAAUUAUAUUUGUUGUGUUUUUGUUCAUCUACAUCAUCUCUGUGGUAGGAAAUUUGCUCAUUGUGAUAACCAUCAUUGCCAGCUCACUCUUCGGGUCCCCCAUGUACUUUUUCCUGGCCUAUCUCUCCUUUAUUGAUGCUUGCUAUUUCUCUGUCAAUACUCCUAAGCUGAUUAGAGAUCCAAUCCAUCAAAAGAAGACCAUUCUGUUCAAUGAAUGCAUGGCCCAGGUCUUUGGAGAACACAUUUUUGCAGGUGCAGAGGUCAUUCUACUUACAGUGAUGGCCUGUGACUGCUAUGUGGCCAUCUGCAAACCCUUGCACUAUGCAACCAUCAUAAACUGGAGAGUGUGUGUCCUACUAGUUGGAGAGUCCUGGAUGGGAGGCUUUCUCCAUUCCACCAUCCAGCUCCUCUUUAUCAUCCAACUACCCUUCUGUGGCCCUAAUGUCAUCGAUCACUUUAUGUGUGAUCUGAACCCUUUGCUCAAUCUGGCCUGCACUGAUACCCACACUCUGGGCCUCUUUGUUGCUGCCAACAGUGGGUUCAUCUGUUCAUUAAACUUCCUCCUCCUGCUGGUCUCCUAUGUGGUCAUCCUGUGCUCCCAGAGAAACCACAGCUUAGAGGGCAGAUGCAAAGCUCUGUCUACCUGUAUCUCCCACAUCACUGUGGUUGUCCUGUUCUUUGUUCCCUGCAUAUUUGUGUACAUGAGGCCACCAGUUAAUUUGUCCUUUGAUAAAGCAGUUGCUGUAUUCUAUACCAUGAUAACUCCCAUGGUAAAUCCCUUUAUCUACACUUUCAGAAAUGCUCAGAUAAAAAAUGCUAUUAGGAAAUUAUUUAUCAGUAAAACUAAUUCAGAUGAGGAAUGA
Messenger RNA from Sciurus carolinensis (gray squirrel), 930 nucleotides. Its product is annotated as olfactory receptor 4C46-like. Gene Ontology annotation, biological process: G protein-coupled receptor signaling pathway. NCBI's taxonomy places the organism in Eukaryota, Metazoa, Chordata, Mammalia, Rodentia, Sciuridae. Bases 1 to 930 code for a protein of 309 amino acids. The transcript has a single exon. The record is from RefSeq and is a predicted model, not a curated record. Gene Ontology annotation, cellular component: membrane. Gene Ontology annotation, molecular function: G protein-coupled receptor activity; olfactory receptor activity.